Messenger RNA from Peromyscus maniculatus bairdii (prairie deer mouse), 3355 nucleotides. RefSeq names its product translin (gene Tsn). Gene Ontology annotation, molecular function: RNA binding; sequence-specific DNA binding; single-stranded DNA binding. The record is from RefSeq and is a predicted model, not a curated record. NCBI's taxonomy places the organism in Eukaryota, Metazoa, Chordata, Mammalia, Rodentia, Cricetidae. Gene Ontology annotation, biological process: RNA metabolic process.
GGGCUCCCGCGCGCCGCGGGCGUGGGAAGACCCCGGCGCCAGCCGUGGCGCAGAGCCGGUGGACGCGGCGGUAGCGGCAGCGACGGGCGUUGCGAGCGAGUUGGCUGCUCGUCUGUGAGACGCGCUUCUUCGGCGGUGGCCCGGCGCUGGCUGAUUGUCGGGCGGCCGGCGCCAUGUCUGUGAGCGAGAUCUUCGUGGAGCUGCAGGGCUUUUUGGCUGCCGAGCAGGACAUCCGAGAGGAAAUCCGAAAAGUUGUACAGAGUUUAGAACAAACUGCUCGGGAGAUUUUGACCCUGCUUCAAGGGGUCCAUCAGGGCACUGGGUUUCAGGACAUUCCAAAGAGGUGCUUGAAAGCCCGAGAACAUUUUGGUACGGUGAAAACACAUCUAACAUCUCUGAAGACCAAGUUCCCUGCGGAACAGUAUUACAGGUUUCACGAGCACUGGCGGUUUGUGCUCCAGCGUCUUGUCUUCCUGGCAGCGUUCGUAGUGUAUUUGGAAACAGAGACCCUGGUGACUCGAGAGGCGGUUACAGAGAUUCUUGGCAUUGAACCAGAUCGGGAGAAAGGAUUUCAUCUGGAUGUGGAAGAUUAUCUCUCAGGAGUAUUAAUUCUUGCCAGUGAACUGUCGAGGCUGUCUGUCAACAGUGUGACUGCGGGAGACUACUCUCGGCCCCUUCACAUCUCUACUUUCAUCAAUGAGCUGGAUUCAGGUUUUCGCCUUCUCAAUCUGAAAAACGACUCCCUGAGGAAGCGCUACGAUGGCUUGAAGUACGACGUGAAGAAAGUAGAGGAGGUGGUCUAUGAUCUUUCCAUCCGAGGCUUCAAUAAGGAGACAGCAGCAGCUUGUGGGGAAAAAUAGGAGCUUCUCCCUGCGGCUGGCCUUGCCGACUUGGCAUUUGCCAGGGAGGGCUAGCACAGUGCCUCUUCCUGUAGUUAGCACGCCACUUGCUAAACACUGCGCUUUAUUUUCGUAACCAGCUGUGUGGCGUGAGUAUCAGAAUUGAGAUACUUUUUGGAUCUAAAAAACCUUUCCACGGAUAGGAUUUUCUUUGUUGAAGUUUCAGUGAACUUGCUGUGUAAUUUGUUGUAUUGCCAUUUUGUCCAAAGUGUAAUUGUCGGUCUCUUGGUAAAAGUCCUUUUCUUGGCUUACUCGACUGUUGAUGUACUGAUUGACAGGUUUGUUGUCUUGUUCAUGAUUCUUCUGAAGUGACCCAUGAAAUUUUCUAGGUCCAAGUCCUCCAUUCCCAGUCCCAGCCUGGGUACAGUGUGAGAAUAGUUGACAAGCAGGGGAACUUGAUUUUCCCUUUCUUAUUUGAAGCCUUGUAAAUUAGUUGAUUUUUUCCCCCAAGGAAAUUAGAGGCCCCGAUUCUUUCACUGCCAUCAAAAUACAGCAGAUGAAACUGUACAGUCCAACUCAGCAAGGCCAGUUUAGAAAGGUCUGUUAAGAGAUGUCUCUGGUUCUUUAGAAAGGUCUGUUAAGUGAUGUUUCUGUUUCAUUAGAGCACCUUGUUUCCUGAGGUCACCUAAUGACCUGCCUGCCAUAGUAGUUAUAGUCACCACACCUGUCUUGAGCUAACACCCAUGUGCUGUGUUGGUAAACCGUGAGACAUUUUCCCAGCAGCCAGUUAGACCUGGUCUCGGAGUAGAAAGCCAUCCUCGUGCAUUCAUUCAUUAGCUGUACCCGAGGAGUGUGUUCUUACAGAAAACAGUGCUGUUUGGUGUGGAAGAAAGUAAAAUUGGCUUUAAAAAAUCCAUGUGAUUGGUAGUAUUUUUUUUGGAAUAAGAAAUUUCAGGUUUUGUUGGGUGGUAGUGGUGCACGCCUUUGAUCCCAGCACUCGGGAGGCAGAGGUAGGAGGAUCUCUGUGAGUUCAAGGCCAGCCUAGUCUACAGAGUGAGUUCCAGGACAGGCUCCAAAGCUACACGGAGAAACCCUGUCUUGAACCACCCCACUCCAACCCCCGCCCCCAAAAAAGAAAAAGAAAGAAAAUCCAGGUCUUGAUGCUCUCAGUAUGUUUUAAAUGUACAGUUCAGGGUAUCAUGUGAGCGUGUGGGCUCCUCCAACCCUUCUCCUUUUCAGAUAGUGUAAGAAUGCACAUACAACUGCUGUUCUUGGGGCAGGACCGAAGUAUUAAAGUCACAGCUGGCCAUGUAGCUCAGUGGUACAGCACGUGCCUGGCAGGUGUGAGGCACUGGGUCCAUCCCUGGGACUUUAAAACAAACAAACAAACCCAAAAUCCAACAAUAAAAAUCCCUAGUUUUUUGGCACUCUCUGAAAGGAAGCUGUUGGCAUUUCCAGUGUAGUAAGUAUUUAGGAAUGUACCCUUUCUUGCUUGCUAGUAGUUGGGGCUUCAUGUUUGUGCAGUGGGAUAUUUGACACUGGCUCUUAUCAGGCGGUGGUUAAAGACUGACUAGAGAGUGGGGCCAGGAAGUGCAGGCCUGUACUCCCAGCUGCUCAGGAGGCUAAGGCAGGAGGAGGAAAGUCAAGGCCUCAAGACUUGCCGGGCUGACUGAGUGAGACCUUGUGGCAAAAACAACCAAAAAGGCUAGGGGAGUGUUUGAAUGAUCGUGUUUUCCCAGCAUGUUUGAGGCCUAGGUUCAGCCCCUCAUUUUCUGUGGGCUGGGGUGAGGCUGACUCUUAAUUUCCCAUCAUGGGGCACAAAGGUAGGGAUGAGAUGUGUUUGCUGUAUAUUGUUGGACAUGUAGACUAGCUUUCUUCAUGGUUCUUUUUGCAGGCUUAGAGCAAGUUAUUAGACUAUUUUUUGUUAGUUUGCCCUUUGAGACAGGGUUUAGCUCCUAGUCCAGGCUGGCCUGGGACUUGCACCUCUGUUUCUACCUCCUGAGUACGGGUUUAGGCUCUGUAAAGUGUCUGAGAAGGUUGUUUCAAAUGCUCAGUCAUAGCACGCUGGACUGAGGAGGUUUUUCGGCCACACCUUCACCUAGAGAAGGAGAUUUCACAGGUCCUUGCUUUGUUGCUUCAGUGUGAGCUCUGCUGGGCAGCAGUAAAGCUCUUGCCAAAAGUUUUAGAUUUUCCUACUUAGAAAAUGAGGGUGUGCUGUAGUGUUGUCUAGACUGGUCUCAACCUCUGGGCUCAAGCCCUCCUCCUGCCUCAGCCUGCCAAGCAGUUGGGACGCUAGGCCAGUGCCACUGUACCUACCAGACUCUUGAACUUGAGUUUUAACAAAUGCAAUGAAAUUGCAUUUAAAGCAAAGGCAUACGUUCUGGUCUUGUAAUUCCAUUUGAGAGUUAGAUCUGGUCUUGUAAUUCCAUUUGAGAGUUUAGAAGUGUCAUGUUGAUGAUUAGUUGUGUUUGUUGCUGGCUUGUAAAGCAAUAAAACUGUUUUUGGUCUCUUUGUAA